Molecule: messenger RNA, 2073 nt
Organism: Cucumis sativus (cucumber)
Lineage: Eukaryota; Viridiplantae; Streptophyta; Magnoliopsida; Cucurbitales; Cucurbitaceae
Exons: 3
Coding region: 1-2073 (690 amino acids)
Biological process (GO): DNA integration
Molecular function (GO): zinc ion binding; nucleic acid binding
Source: RefSeq, a predicted model, not a curated record
AUGGAGAGAGACCAUAUCUUUAGACCCAUUUCUACAAUACUUGAUGGUACAAAUUAUAUCACAUGGGCAAAUCAAAUGAAAAGUUUUCUUAUUGGAAGAAAACUAUGGCGCAUUGUAACUGGCGACAUCACCAAACCAACUGCAAAGGAAGGGGAUAACACAUUCAUUGAACGUCUCGAAGAUUGGGACAGUAAAAAUCAUCAAAUUAUCACCUGGCUUGGUAACACCUCUAUUCCCGCUAUACAUGCACAGUUUGAUGCCUUUGAUGAUGCUAAAAUAUUAUGGGAUUUUUUGUCUACACGCUUCAAGUCUAUUGGUUUAGCCCAUUAUUACCAACUGCACAGUACACUUGUAAAUCUAAAUCAAGAUAUUGGUCAGUCUGUUAAUGAAUAUUUGGCAGUUCUUCAACCCAUUUGGACUCAACUUGACCAAGCGAACAUCAGCAAAGAUCAUCUUCGCCUUAUUAAAGUCCUUAUGGGAUUACGUCCAGAAUAUGAAUCUGUUAGAGCUGCUUUACUACACCGGAAUCCCUUACCCUCAUUAGAUGCAGCUAUUCAAGAAAUUCUCACAUACACUCCCAACAGAGCCGCAAAUAUGUUUUGUAAGAAUUGUAAGCUCUCUGGUCACAAAUUUAGUAACUGUCCUAAAAUAGAGUGCAGGUACUGCCAUAAACAUGGCCACAUUCUGGAUAACUGCCCUACCAGACCACCCCGACCUCCUGGCACUUCCACAAAAGAGAAAAUUUUUACCAAACAUGGUUCCUCAUCUGUUGUUGCUGCGACCUCGGAUGAUUCAUCCCUCAUUCAGAUAAGUGAUCUUCAGAGCUUAUUGAAUCAACUAAUUUCAUCAUCCUCCGCUCUGCUGUUUCAUCAGGUUCAGGAUCCGCAGACGGGACAGACGAUUGGAACGGGUCGCAAAGUGGGAAGAUUGUUUGAGCUCACAUCACUUCGGGUUUCAUCUCCUUCUUCCAUCUCUGCUUCAGUCACUGAUUCUGACACAUAUCAGUGGCAUCUUCGUCUUGGUCAUGCUUCCUCUGAAAAACUUCGUCAUUUAAUUUCUGUUAACAAUUUGACUAAUCUUACUAAAUUUGUUCCUUUUAAUUGUUUGAAUUGCAAACUUGCUAAACAACCUGCCUUAUCUUUUUCUCAAUCCAUCUCUAAUUGUGAUAAACCUUUUGAUUUAGUGCAUUCUGAUAUUUGGGGUCCUGCCCCAAUUACUACUGUUCAUGGUUAUCGCUACUAUGUUUUAUUCAUUGAUGACUACUCUCGAUUUACAUGGAUUUACUUUCUAAAACAUCGUUCUGAAUUAUCUCGCACAUAUAUUGAGUUUGCUAACAUGAUUCGCACUCAAUUUUCCUCUCCCAUCAAAAUUCUUCGCACUGAUAAUGCUUUGGAAUAUAAAGAUUCCAUCCUUCUUUCUUUUCUUUCCCAACAGGGCACUAUUGUUCAGCGCUCUUGCCCUCAUACCUCUCAACAAAAUGGACGUGCUGAGCGCAAACAUCGUCACAUUCUUGACUCAGUACGUGCCCUCCUUCUUUCUGCCUCUUGUCCAGAAAAAUUCUGGGGUGAAGCUGCCCUUACAUCAGUAUAUACAAUCAAUCGUCUCCCUUCCUCUGUCCUUCAAAACACCUCUCCGUUCGAAAAACUAUAUGGUAUUUCUCCCGACUAUUCUAAACUCAAAGUUUUUGGUAGUGCCUGCUUCGUUCUGUUACAUCCUCAUGAACACAAUAAACUUGAACCACGUGCCCGUCUCUGUUGCUUCCUUGGCUAUGGCACCGAACACAAAGGAUUUCGUUGUUGGGACCCUCUUUCCAACCGACUCCGGAUAUCUCGGCAUGUCACUUUUUGGGAACACACUAUGUUCUCUCGUUUGUCCUCCUUCCACACCUCUUCUCUAGUCCUCAAUCUUUCUUUACAAAUACAUCUGUUGACCUUUUUCCUCUCUCUGAACCCACCUUGGAUACUGAGCUUGCACAAUCUUCACCUGCUACUGCAAAUCUGGAUCCACCGUCUGUCUCCGAUGAUGUUCCUGAAUCGCCACCUGCUACUCCUCUUCGUCGCUCUACCCGGGUAA